Molecule: messenger RNA, 7461 nt
Organism: Pygocentrus nattereri (red-bellied piranha)
Lineage: Eukaryota; Metazoa; Chordata; Actinopteri; Characiformes; Serrasalmidae
Gene: tmem94
Product: transmembrane protein 94
Exons: 32
Coding region: 409-4545 (1378 amino acids)
Source: RefSeq, a predicted model, not a curated record
UAACAUGGCCGUCAUCUAACAUGGGAAGCUAGGGCGGUUGAGACAGACAGAGAGCUAGCGUCAGUUCAGCGGGAUUGCGUCUGCUGAUAGAUGAUAACACCAUUCAUUAAUGAUGUGAUGAGUCCUUUCCGUUUAUGAGUCAUCGAGACUAAUCAUCCAGAACUGUACUGGAAGAGGAAUCAGUCUGUUUGCAUUGACCGUCACUUUCAGCAGCUUGCAUACACUUGCAUGUCGCUCUGAGUCUAGGUAUUGAGGCUCGCCUCACACUGGCAGUACUCAAAGGAUUAGUGUCUGGGGGCCAGGGGACGCACUUGCCAUCCUCGGUCUCGGCCUGCGUCAGGACGUGGGACGCACCUGUCAACCAGCGCCACGCCUCCUCACAGAGCAUGGUGAGAGGCAGGGGCUGCCAUGGAGCUGCAAGAUAAAAAACAGGAGGAAGGAGCGUCUCCACUGGGGCUCUCCACAGCGCAGGCUCUGGAGACCCUCCGGGACCAGCUCUCCAGCCUACUGGAGCAACACCAGAAGCUCAGCCAGCGCAGACCCACCAUACAGGAGCUGUGGACUAAGAGCUUCCUUCAUCAAGAGGACCGCCAUUCAUGCUUUCAUUGGCCUGGUGCUGCCCUCACGUUGCUCGUAGUGGUUGGGUUGCUUUGUUGCUAUGGCAGUCAGCCAUCAGGCAGUCAAGGCAUUGAACUGGUGAAUGCAGGAGCACUCUUCCUUCUGCUGCUGCUCAACCUCCUCCUAGUUGGACGUCAGCAGAGACUGAAGAGGAGUGAGAUGGUACGGCGGCUGAAGUCCAUCAUUUCAGAACUGAAUGGUUUUUUGGAAGGAAGCAGAGGACAGCCAAUCAGAUGGGCCCCUUCUCGAUAUCCUGACCUGUACACACCUUCCUCUCCAUCCUGGUCCCUGCACUGGACAUAUCGCGAUGAGCAGCUGGUUAAUCUACCUGUCAGUCUGUUGGUGGAGGGUGAUGUCAUUGCUCUACGACCAGGCCAAGAGGCAUUUGCCUCACUUAGAGGCAUUAAGGAUGAUGAACACAUUGUGCUGGAGCCUGGAGACCUGUUUCCACCCUUCUCACCUCCUCCCUCCCCUCGUGGGAAUGAUAGGAGGGGCCCUCACAGCCCCCAGCAGUUCCGCCUCUUCAGGGUAGUCCGCACCCCUAUACUUGACAACGUCAGGAAUAGUCUUGACCUUGCUCUGUCUCGGCCAGUCACAGCUCUUGAUAAUGAACGGUUCACAGUGCAGUCUAUCAUAGCUAAGUUUGCUUGCCCAGCAGUGCUGGUGGCGUUUUUUACUGUGAAUACAAUUCGCUACUUUUUUGACACUCCCAGUCUCACUCCAGCUCAGUUCAACUUCCUUCAGCUGCAGAUGAUGGGAGUGCUACCCAUCCUACCUCUGCUAUUUCCAGUCAUGUGGGUCCUGGUCGUUGCUUAUGGAGAGGCACGUGUGUUAGCCGAAUCCAGCCGUAACUCUCCAACAGGCUUGCUGGCUAAGUUCUCUGAGGACACUCUAAGCAGCUACACGGAAGUGGUGUCCUCCCAGGAGAUGCUGCGUUGUGUGUGGAGCCACCUGCAAGGUGUUCUGAAAGGAGAGUCUCGGACGCUGUGUUACACCUCCAGUCUCCUGCACAAUCUAGGUUCAGUGACGGUGCUGUGCUGUGUGGAUAAGCAGGGACUACUAUCCUGGCCAAACCCCAGUCCAGAGACAGUUCUCUUCUUCAGUGGGCGUGUUGAGCAGCCCCGCGAUAGCCAGGAUGACCUGAGAGAUGACCUGUCCUUCAACUCUUUCUGUCGUCCGGAAGGAGAGGAGGACCGCGAUGAGGUUCUGGAAGUGGAGGCUCUCCUCAGUGUUCCUGCCUUUGAACCCUCACUACAUCAAACCAAUGAGCCAGAUCCCAGUGAGAUGUCACAUGACACAGUCCGCGACAUACAUCGUACACGUCGUGGCCCCCAGAGUACACGCUCCAAACACCCGUCCGGUUCCAAUGUCAGCUUUAGCCAUGAUACAGAAGGGGGUGAGGAAGAAAGCACUCAGCUUUGUGGUAUUGAUGGUCUGUGUGAAGCUGAGGACUUUGUUUGUGACUAUCACCUGGAGAUGCUGAGUCUGUCUCAGGACCAGCAGAACCCUGUGAGUAUCCAGUUUGAUGACUCUGGUUGGCAGGGCCACUUGUCCUCACUGAAGCCACUGGGCCUCAACAUCAUGCUGAACCUAUGCAAUGCUACAGUCACCCAACAGCUGUGCCGCUUCUCAGACCAUCUGUCCAACCUGGCUCUGCAGGAGAGCCAUGGCACUGUGCUACCUGUGCAUGUGCCCUGGGGUCUCUGCGAGCUCUCCAGGCUCAUAGGUUUUACUCCUGGAGCACGAGAACUCUUUAAGCAGGAAAACCACCUGGCCCUCUACCAGCUGCCUUGUGGAGAAAAGGCCAGAGAGUCUGCUUCACGUCGCCUGCACCACUUCACCAAACGCCAGCCACCCAUCAGCCAUCUGAUCAGCCUUCUGGUUCGGGACAGCACCACCAACAAUGUGCAGAUGCUCUCCCAUGGCUCAGCUGACCUCGUCUUGGAGGCCUGCACAGACUUCUGGGAUGGCACAGACAUCUACCCACUCUCUGGCUCUGACAGGAAGAAGGUUCUGGAUUUCUACCAGCGUGCCUGUUUAUCAGGCUACUGUUCUGCCUUUGCCUAUAAGCCCAUGCAGGUGGCACUGUCCAGCCAACUAAAUGGAAAAUGUGUGGAGCUGGCCCCAGGCCCUACACUUUUCUCUGGAGUCGAACUGCCCAGCACCACGCCUAUCAAACACAGCAGCCGCCGCAACAGCUGGAGUUCGGACGAGGGCAUUGGAGAGGUCUUGGAGAAGGAGGACUGUGUUCAGGCCCUGAGUGGGCAAAUCUUCAUGGGCAUGGUAUCAUCACAGUUUCAGGCACGUCUGGAUACAGUGCGGCUUAUUGAGAACCUGGUGGGAGCAUGUAUUCGCUUCGUCUACUUCUCCAGAGAAGACGAGCUACGCAGUAAGGUGUUUGCAGAGAAAAUGGGUUUGGAAACAGGUUGGAACUGUCAUAUCUCUCUUACUCCUAAUGGAGAUGGCCAUGGUGAUGGUGCUCCGUCCAGUCCCAGCCAGACUGGCUCUGUUCAUGAUGACCUACUGCAUGACUUUGCAUUGCUGUCUGUCUGUGCAGAUUCUCGAGAUGAUGCAGAGGGCCCUUUACUUCCUGAGGAUGAAGGCCAGUCCGAUCUUGCCAGCUUUCAGCCCACAGACAGUGAUGUGCCCAGCUUUCUGGAGGACUGCAACAGAGCCAAGCUGCCUCGUGGUAUUCACCAGGUUCGCCCUCACCUGAAGAACAUUGACAACGUGCCUCUGCUGGUGCCCCUUUUCACAGACUGCACACCUGAAACCAUGUGCGAGAUGAUGAAAAUUAUGCAGGAGAACAGAGAGGUGACAUGUUGUUUAGGGAGCUCGGCUAACUUCCGCAAUAGCUGCCUAUUUCUGCAAAGUAACCUCAGUAUCUCUCUGGACCCUCUGUACCCAUCACGGUGCUCGUGGGAGACGUUUGGUUACGCAGCUGGCUGUGGGGUGGGUGAGGAGCGGGAGGAGCUUUCCCCGCUGAGCCUCAGUGCUCGUCUUAACAGCCUCGGCUGCUCUGUCUCUUUCCACCAUGGCGAGAGCGUCAGCAUGGUCAAACUCAUAGAGCAGGCCAGGCACACCACUUCUGGGAUUCGCAAGUGCUUCCUUUUCCUGCUGCAGUGCCAGCUCACCUUGGUCAUCAUUCAGUUCUUGGCCUGUCUUACUCAGUUACCCCCUCCAAUGAACGUAACAGACAUUCUGUGGCUUUCCUGUUUCUGUUAUCCACUGUUGAGUGUGUCCUUAUUGGGGAAGCCUCCAGACAGCUCUGUGAUGACGGUUCCUACUGGAAAAAAUCUAGAUGCCAUUCCACGGAAGACUCAGCAGUACUUCCUGGGCUGGUUCUUACUCAAAUUUGGUCUGACCAUGUGUGCCUACCUGCUGGGCUUCGGCUUCUCUCUGCAGGAAGUGUGUGCUAGAGCUCUUAACGCCAGCAGAGCUGCUAACAUCAGCAGAGCUGAUGGCAGUGCCAUUAACUGCUCCCACAUCUUCACUCCUAGCUCAUAUGAAGAUGCUCCAAAGUGGUUUGAUGAGUUAUCUAAUGGCCUGCUGCUGGUCCAGAAAGUCAUGGCAGGCUUCUUGGCUCUGCAUAGUGUGGUGAUCUCUCUCAGCUAUGUGCACCGUUCUCAGCCAUUGUGGAGGAAGAACCCCUUUAGCAACACAUGGUGGUGUCUCACUGUGCCUGUUGUGUUGCUGGGUCAGGUGGUGCAGGCUACAGUAGAUUAUCAGCUAUGGCAGGACAGAAGGCUGGUGUUUACUUUGAGUGAUGUGCCCAAGGUGGUCUGGCUGCUGGUGUCACUGUCCACUGUGUUGGUGGUGCUGAUUAAUGAGGCUGUCAAGCUACAUGAGAUCAGGGUACGUGUGCGUUACCAGAAACGACAGAAACUGCAGUUUGAGACUAAGCUGGGCAUGAACUCUCCUUUCUGAGCUGCUAGAACAUGGGACUGUUAUGUGAUACAAGCCCAUGGUUCCCAUUGAUGACCAGCAGUGGAGGGAGGGUCACUCUCCUCCACAGUCUUCAGAAGAGUGCUCAGUGCCUGACUCCAACACUGACCCUCCUUGAAGCCGCCAAAAUACUGAGGACAGUAUCUGUCCACUGUGAUUUCCCACAAUAGCUUUUAAUUUAAGAUUUUCUUUUUUUAUUUAGCUUAACCCUGUUUAGUUGCAUUUGAACAAGGGAAAACCAUAACUCAGUGGGAAGGGAGAGUCAUUAAGUUCACAAGAGUCAUCCAGAAGACUAUAAAAUGAUUUUAAGAUGUUUCUGGACCCCUAUCAUACAUUCUGUUAAUCACUUUACAUACUAAAGCAAGGUAGUAUUUCACAUUUGAGAUUUAGAUAACAUUAUUGUGGUAGCAGUGCUGGAUCUCUUACUGGGCGAUAUUAUUCAGAAUUGGAAUUUAGUCUGGUUAACACCAGUUAGUCAAGCAGUGUUUUUUUACAGUUAAUUUCCUAUUUACUGUCUUGUUUGCAUCACUUAACACUGAGGAGCCUUUUGUAGCACAUCUAAAAGAUUUGAAUGUGAAAGCAUAUUUGUAUGUCCUUCAAAAUACCUCACGUCCAGUGUUUGCAGGGGAAACAUUUUGCACUCACAGAAAGGAAUGACAUUCCGUUACAAACUUCCUGGUGAGAGGAAUAAAUGGGAAUUCAAUUAUUUUUAAAACAUAAAUAGGCAGUCAAAGAUGUUGCAGAUGCUGAAUGCCUAGAACAACUAAAACUUUUUUUUCUUUAGUGAGAACAAAUUUGAAAUCCUUUCUCUCACUUAGACAAGUUUGGAGCCCUAUACAUCAUCUAGAUCCUGGUACUGGAGGUAAUGAAGGUAUUUAUUCCAGCAGAGUGUGAUGUCACCAAUGUGUUCGUCUCAGCUCAACGCCGAAGGAAAUCUAGUUAGAUGUUGUGGUACAUAGAUGGAGUAUGUCAGCCUUUUUAUCAGCUUUUGGUGGCUGAUGUUGACCACCAGGAUGCUUAAUAUUAACCAGAAAAUGGCCUAAAACAUUUUGGUUUUGCUUCUUGCCAGACAAAGCGUUCUUAUAUUAUUGUUUAGUAAUGUGUUUGCUGGAAAUUCAGCUAUGGAAAGAAGUGUACAGGUAAUAAUUAGUAGGCACGGUUUAUUUUUAUAUUUUGUGCAGCUGGACUAUUAGCUCUAAGGAGAUCAAAUCAAAGAGGGCUUAUUCACGUAGAAAAAACAUUUUCUUCCAGCUCCAUUGAACUUAAUAUUUUGACAUGCUCUGUGUUUGUCUAAAUUUGACUUGUGUUUACAUAUGUGAAUGUCAGCCAGAACGGGCUGACUAUUUUACAUACAUAUGCAUGCUUUGAUAAGACAUUAAUGCUUGCCUGCUUUCUCAUCACACACCUGGGGCUGGAUCACUAUUUCAAAUAUCUAGAAUACUGAAGUGUAGAUUACAUUUCAUUUUCGGGAGGAGAGGGCUAUUCUACCUCUUUCUGAUUGCCUCAAUUUUAUUCCAUUUUUGUUUUAAUCUGAAUACAAGGGGUUCUACAGCUUUGACGAAGGUCAAUAUGCUGUUCUUGAAAUAACCAUUUCUCCUUCCCAAGAAUACUGCUAUGUCAUUUUGAAGGCCAGUUGGGCUUUUGUAUAGACUGAAACUUAAUAAUAAUGAACUAAUGGAAACUGUAAGGCUUGAAUGAGUGGCUCACUGUACAAUACUUCUGCUGUAGUGCAAUGAGCUCACUAAAACUUUCCUUCAGUUUGUCCUGUCUCUUUCUCGCUGUCGCUUUCUCGCUCGCUCGCUCGCUCUCUCUGGAUCCAUGUAGAGAGAGUUACUGCAGAGUCCUAGGGGGAUUGUUUUUGUGCUUAUUCUUUUCAUGCUCAAUAAGGAACUAUUACUGCAGAAAUGAUAUUGUAAGUACUUAUUCCUGUUGAUUAUACCUGACUUGAUCCUUGUAGUCUUCUCAAUAGUCCUUGCAUUUGAUAUUUAUUUAUUUAUUUCAUGUCACCUCUUUUCAUUAAUCAUAUUUAAAAAGGACUUUUUACACACACAGGCAGCCUGAGGAGAAUGUCAUGUUCACAAUAUUGUAGCUUUACAUAAUUGUGCAUAUUUCAGUUAUCAUUACCCUGCCUUUUAAUUCUAACCUUGGAGGCAGUUCAUGCAGCACAUACACAAUGUUUUUGAAGCCCUUGUGCUAUAUUUUUAGCACUGUGUUAAAUGUCCACCUCAGGGCAGUUUGGGCUGUGUUGCAUACGUGAGCAUAAAAUCCAGCAUGGCAGGGCAACCCAGUGACAGUGAGUUUCUAACAGGUGCUUUAGUCCUGGUAUAAAAGUUGCAAAAGUUGACAUAUCAGAGUAAAUGGGAGAAGUUUGUUGAAAAGCACUGAUCUGUUCUGUAUGUACAGUACUAUAUUAUCAGCUUAAAGCGUGUAAUGAUUGAGCAACUUUAUUUUAGUUUUUUUUUGUACAGAUAUAAAAAAUGAUAAUAUCCAAGUUAUUUUUAAAGUUUAAUUGAAUAUAUUUUAUUUUUUGCUGAGAUAUAUGCAUGAUCAAAGACAUUAUGAAUGCAAAGAUAUUGUUUAGAGUUUUGUCCUCUUCUGAGUAUGUUAACUCAAUCUUGCAUGGACUGCAGGUGUUGCUGGUGCUUCCGCCAUUCAUAUCAACCUUAUCCAGCCCUAUCAACCAGGCUUAGCCUCUCCACUCUACACACAUAUUUGUGCAAAUAAAUGAUCAAAACAAAACCUGUAUUGGUUUAUGCCAACUACUAUUAAGAAUUUUGCUAUUUAUGAAUGUUCACGAAAUGUAUAAAUGUUGUACAUUUUGUAUUUUUUUAAGAUGUCUUUUUUUCCAAAUGAUUUGUGUCAAUUUGUUAAUAAAUAUAAAAAUUUAAAACCUCUUAA